This is a messenger RNA of Misgurnus anguillicaudatus (oriental weatherfish), 2587 nucleotides long. Lineage: Eukaryota; Metazoa; Chordata; Actinopteri; Cypriniformes; Cobitidae. The record is from RefSeq and is a predicted model, not a curated record.
GCGCUGUUUGACUGUGAUGAAUGCAGCAUUCAGUCACUACUGAUUGUGGGCGGGGCCAGUAAAGAUGAUUGACACUGAUAAGAUCUGAAUAAAGAGGAAGAAACUGAAGAGCAGUCAGAUGUGUAGAGACACACAGAGAACAUUUAGCAUCAAGAAGAUCAACAUUCUCAACUCACAAUGAAGAUCCUCCUCAUCUUCACUUUCUUCAUCAUCUCAGGUGCAGUGAGAUGCUUCGAUGUGAUUGGAUAUUCUGGAGGAAGUGUUCUAGUGGAUUCACAGAAACCUUGGUGUAAAGACUGUUUUAAAUAUAUGACUAAACUGAACCCACACAGAAACAUAAUAAACUAUAAGAAACAUGAUCGGUGGAUUAAUGAAGGAAGAUUCACUCUGUAUUGUAACACACUUGAAAACCUGAUGAUCUACAUCAAAGAUCUGAACACAGAGGAUUCUGGAAGAUACCGGAUUGGUGUUGAUGGCUCAGAUGUUUUUGAAAUGAAUCUGUAUGUGAAUAAAGGUGAGUUAUUGUGACAAAAAUGCAGUAUAUACAGAAUAUUUAGCAAAGUCUGAUGUAAAUGUAUUUAUAUUCAGAUGGGUUUUUUGUAAUUGUACUGGUAAUCUGCUGUUUAGCUCAACAUCCUUAUUUCCCCACAAAACAAAAUACAUCAAACUCACAUUUUAUAAUGUAUAUGUUCUUUGUGAAUGACAGAUUCCUGUUGUUUCAUGUCCAUGUUGGAAGCAAAAAUGAAACGAACUGCUGUUAUUAAAUGUGAAUAUUCACAGAAUCAUUUUGGAGAUGUCAAGGCUGUAUUCAAAGAGAACAAAAAUUCCAUUGAAAUGAUUUACAAAACUAAAACCAAUAUGGGGAAAAAUAAAGGAGGAUUCAGUGUAAAUGAUUACACAGAUAAAGGACAAAUAAUCAUAACAAUUUCUGAUGUGAGAUCAGAAGAUUCAGGAGUUUAUUUAUGUGGAGUUCAGCGUAACAGAGACUCUUACAGUUACUCCAUUAUUACUGCUGUUCAUCUCAACAUUAUGAGUCAAGUGGGAGGGGUCAGAUUGAGUCGAUACUCAGGAGGUCACAUCAUCUUCAAGUGUCAUCACCCUCAAUACAAAAAUAACCCAAAAUAUCUGUGUAAAGAAUCAGAUGGAUGUUCUGAGAGGAAAUCUCCAUCAGUUCAGGAUCAAUGGAUGAAGAAUGGAGAUGUUUCUCUAUAUGAUGACACCACAGCAGGAGUCUUGAUGGUGUAUUUUAGAGAUCUGAAUGCUGGAGAUGCUGGUACAUACAGGUGUGGAGUGAAAUUAUCUCAAUAUACUGAGAGCUUCACGGAAAUACAGAUGGACAUUAAACAGGCGCUGACACACUGGUGGGUGAAUAAAUCUGUUUAUGUUGGUGAUGAAGUCAAUAUUAGCUGUCAGAUCCCAGAGGAACAUCAAGUCUCAAAACUCUUCUGUAAAGAGGAUGAAAAUCACAUCUGCCAAAACAUCAACACAUCUAAAGUUAAACUGAACGAUUUAUCUCCUAAAAGUGUUUUUACUGUGACCAUCAGUAAUGUGACAGUGAGAGAUGCUGGAGUUUACUGGUGUGGAGCAGAAACCACUGAGAGAGAUUUAACUUUCAUCUCUCUGACCACUAAAGUUCAACUCAAUCUGAUCAUGCCUCCAGUGUUUGGAGAUGAAGGAGGAUCUGCUCAGAUCAUCUGUCCUUAUGAUCCCAUCUAUAAAUCAAAGACAAAGUAUCUGUGUAAGAGCUCCACUACAGAUAGAAAUCCUCUCAUUGAGACUGUGAGAGAUGAGAUGAAGAUGAACAGAUUGACUGUGAAUGAUGACAUGACAGCAAGUGUGUUUACUGUGAACAUCACUGGAUUGACAGCAGAGGAUGCUGGGAAAUACUGCUGUACAGUGAGAUUAGAAACAGAUGUGAUUUAUCUUUACACUCAUCUGAUUAUUAUCAUGAACGAGGAGAUGAUCUUGAAUAAACGUGAAGGAGACGACAUGUCAAUCCAGUGUAAACAUCAUGCUGAAUAUCAGAAACUCUUCUGUAAAGCACAUGAACCCUCAAUGUGUGUAAAUGAUGGAGUUUCAUUACAGUCAAUGAGAGAUAAUGAAACAUCUGCUGGAGUCUUUACUGUAAACAUCAGCCAUCUGAGAGAAGAGGAUUCUGGGAUAUACUGGUGUGGAUCUCACAUCAUCACUAAAGUCAAGUUAAACGUCACAAGAGAUUUCUCUAUGAUCAUUAUUGUGUGUGUUUGUGUGAUUCUGCUGCUGACUGGAGGAAUCACUCCGAUUGUUUAUAAAUUAAGAUGCAACAAGACUCCAGGUCCUGGAUCAGCACAAUUACCCACAAUCCCCUCUGAUGAUCUUCUGUACACUGCUGUCAGUUUCCACAAGUAUGAAGAUUCAGUCAGUGACGUUACAGACUCGUUCAGAAAAGGAGGAGAUUUUAACCGACUACACUACUGUCAGUCGACACGCAAGACAAAAUUAACUUUUGUAUAAAAGAUAAAAGUGACAAUUAUAGGUUUUCAUUCCAAACAUUGAUGAGACACUUCACACCCUAACUUUCCCUCAUAUAAUAAAUAAAACCUCUUAA